Molecule: messenger RNA, 3378 nt
Organism: Erythranthe guttata (spotted monkey flower)
Lineage: Eukaryota; Viridiplantae; Streptophyta; Magnoliopsida; Lamiales; Phrymaceae
Product: FT-interacting protein 3
Source: RefSeq, a predicted model, not a curated record
UUUUUAAUUAUGACCUGCUUAUUUAUUUCGUGCAUUUAUUGUGUUCUUCGUUACUAUUAUUGAACGCUCACUAUAUUUAUUUUAAUUCCCCCACGUUUUUUGAAACUGUUCUUCUCCGCUGCUUUUUGUCUGUUUCAAAUUCAAACUGGGGCUCAGAUUUCAAUUUUUCUUUUUUUUAUAUAAAAAAUAAAAAUCACGGGUUUGGGGAGCGAAGAGAAGACCAGAAACCAGGUAACUAACUUUCGUGGCGUAACUCAAUGACCAAUCUCAAGCUAGCAGUGGAAGUUGUGAGGGCCCACAACCUAAUGCCCAGAGACGGGCAGGGCUCGUCCAACGCUUUCGUCGAGCUUCAAUUUGACGGUCAGAAAUUCCGAACCACCGUUAAAGAAAAAGACCUCGACCCGUUUUGGAACGAGAGUUUCUAUUUCAACGUAUCGAACCCGAACGAACUGCACAGUCUCACACUCGAUGCUCAUAUCUACAACAUCAAUCAAGCCAUCAAUUCAAAAACUUCACUUGGAAAGGUUCGAUUAACCGCCACGUCAUUUGUUCCCCACUCAGAUGCCGUUGUAUUUAACUACCCUUUGGAAAAAGGGAGCAUGUUUUCACGUGCAAGAGGCGAGCUUGGCUUGAAAGUAUAUGUAACCGAUGACCCCUCUAUCAAGUCUUCUAUCCCUCUUCCAGAUAUUGCUUCUUCUUCUUCGUCGCAUUCGAGUUUGCAGUCAAACCAAAGUGAGUUGACUUCUAGAAAGAUCGAAGAAUCAGCUUCGGCCAUAUCAACAAAUGGAAAAAAGGGUAUGAUACGCUCGUUUUUCCAUCUCCCUAGAUCGAAUAAUCAGGUACAACCGCCUUCUCCUGCACCCUCACAGCAGCCUAUCGUGUACAGGGGUGAUGAAAUGAGGUCUGAAAAUCAUGCACCGCAAAUGUUCAACAUGUUUGCGAAUUCGUACACGCAGUCGAGUAAUUUUGCACUUAGAGAAACGAACCCUAUUCUCGGAGUGGGCCUUGUCGAGCAAAUGCAGUUCCUCUUUGUUAGGGUUGUCAAAGCUAACGACCUUCCCUCAAAGGAUCUCACAGGGAGUCUUGACCCUUACGUGGAAGUCAAACUCGGUAACUACAAAGGAGUCACGAAGCAUCUCGAGAAGAAUCAAAGCCCUGAGUGGAACACUGUUUUCACCUUUUCGAAAGAUAGAAUGCAGUCCUCUCUUUUGGAAGUUCUAGUGAAAGAUAAGCAUAUCUUGAAAGAUGAGUUUGUUGGUGUUGUUCGAUUCGAUCUCCACGAGAUUCCGACGCGGGUCCCUCCUGACAGUCCAUUAGCCCCGCAGUGGUACCGCCUCGAGAACAAGAAGGGCGAAAAGGGAAAAGGCGAAUUGAUGCUGGCUGUUUGGAUAGGCACGCAAGCCGAUGAAGCUUUCUCCGAUGCUUGGCACUCGGACGAAGCUACCUCUGUUGAUAGCUCCACACCUUCGAAUCACAUCCGUUCGAAAGUGUACCAUUCUCCGAGGCUGUGGUACGUACGCGUGAACGUGAUCGAGGCUCAAGACUUGGUUUUUUUGUCGGAAAAAAAUCGUGGAUUAUCAAAUGUGCAUAUUAAAGCUCAGAUAGGUAACCAAGUGUUGAAAACGAAAUCGAUGCAGUCGCAGAAUACGAAUGUUUUGUGGAAUGAAGAUUUGAUGUUCGUUGCUUCUGAGCCUUUUGAUGACCAUUUGAUUCUCACGGUUGAGGAUCGAGUGGGCCCAAAUAAAGACGAGGUUCUUGGUAGGACAUUUAUACCCUUGGCCACUGUCGAAAGGCGUGCGGAUGAUCGAAUUGUUCACUCUCGAUGGUUUAAUUUGCAAACACCGAGUAGUUCCGAUAUUGAGGAGCCGAAGAAAGAUAAGUUCUCGAGUAGGAUCCAUCUUCGUGUUUGCCUUGAUGGUGGUUACCAUGUUCUUGAUGAAUCUACGCAUUAUAGUAGCGAUCUUCGACCGACAGCUAAGCAGCUAUGGAAGCCACCAAUUGGAAUUCUUGAACUGGGCAUUUUAAAUGCUGACGCUCUUACAGCGAUGAAGACGAGAAACAAUCGGGGCACUUCGGAUACUUACUGUGUUGCAAAGUACGGUCAGAAAUGGGUUAGGACAAGAACAAUCACAGACAGCUUAAACCCAAAGUACAACGAGCAGUACACUUGGGAAGUUUUCGAUCCAGCCACUGUCCUAACUGUCGGUGUUUUCGAUAACGGCCAAAUUACCGACAAGGGUUCGAACGGAAACAGAGACACGAAAAUCGGGAAAGUGAGGAUCCGAAUUUCGACACUCGAAACGGGAAGAGUCUACACUCAUUCUUACCCAUUGCUAGUUCUCCAUCCGUCCGGCGUAAAGACAAUGGGUGAGCUGCAUUUAGCAAUUCGGUUUUCGUGCACUUCAAUGCCGAACAUGAUGCUGCUGUACUCGAAACCCUUGUUGCCCAAAAUGCACUAUAAGAUGCCUUUGACUAUGGUGCAGUUAGACAUGCUGCGUCACCAAGCUGUCGCUAUAGUGGCGGCACGCCUGAGCAGGGCUGAGCCGCCCCUCGGAAAAGAAGUCGUCGAGUACAUGACAGACGCUGACUCACACCUAUGGAGCAUGAGGAGAAGCAAGGCGAAUUUUUUCAGGCUGAUGUCGGUUUUUAACGGAGUAUUUGCAGUUGGGAAAUGGUUUAAAGAAGUUUGUGCAUGGACUAACCCUAUAACUACAGUGCUAGUGCAUGUCCUCUUCUUAAUGCUGAUUUUUUUCCCGGAGUUGAUUCUUCCGACGCUUUUUAUGUACAACUUCUUAAUCGGGCUUUGGAACUAUAGAUACAGGCCGAAGUAUCCUCCGCAUAUGAACCCACGGUUAUCCUGUGCGGACUCGGUUCAUUCUGAUGAGCUGGACGAGGAGUUCGAUACUUUUCCUACUUCUAAAAGCUCGGAUCUUGUAAGAAUGAGGUACGAUCGGUUGAGGAGUGUGGCGGGGAGAAUUCAGACAGUGGUGGGGGAUGUUGCCUCGCAGGGGGAGAGGAUUCAGGCACUGCAGAGCUGGCGGGACCCGCGUGCGACUGUGAUAUUUAUGUUGUUCUGUGUUGUGGCUUCUGCGGUGUUGUACGCUGUGCCUUUGAGAUUGCUGAUUGUGACAGGUGGACUCUAUGUUAUGAGGCAUCCUAAGUUUCGUCAUAAGCUGCCGCCUGCGCCGCUCAACUUCUUCCGGCGUCUUCCGGCGAGGACCGAUAGUAUGUUGUGAGUUGUUAAAUCUUUAUUCUUGCAACUUUUUUUUUUUUCCGAGAUUUUUAUGUAAUUCUGGAUUUUCAUAAAGCUCUUUGCAUCAGUUGCCUUUGUCUUGUUUGUUCAAUUUGGAGAUGUGUAUAGUGAUGUUACUCAACUAU